Messenger RNA from Aspergillus affinis, 804 nucleotides. Its product is annotated as oxidase ustYa family protein. The transcript is spliced from 5 exons. Lineage: Eukaryota; Fungi; Ascomycota; Eurotiomycetes; Eurotiales; Aspergillaceae. Bases 1 to 804 code for a protein of 267 amino acids. The record is from RefSeq and is a predicted model, not a curated record. Gene Ontology annotation, biological process: mycotoxin biosynthetic process.
AUGGAAAUCAACGACAAGCUCCUGCCCGACGAAGAGGCACGGUGGAGACAAGAGCGGAAGCCUCAGAGCAACUGGGAAAGAUGGGGCACCGUCCUUCUCGUCAUCGCGACGGCUCUUGUGUCGCUGGGAAUCGGCGCACUGGUCGGGCAUCAGCAACAAGACUCUGACAAGACUUGCACGUUGCGAGUUGCUCAAUAUUCUCCCGUCAUCUCCAACGUCGGCAUUUCGUACCACCAGGAGCAAUUCAACGGCUCGUUCCUUCACGAGAACAUUUACCGCAAGGACGCCAGUCCCGAGGUCGAUGCGGCGUGGAAAUCCCUCGGUGCUGACUACCGAAGCAUUCGGGUUCCUGCCGAGGAAGCCAAAAGAUCGGGCCUUGCACAGGACCAGGUCAAGAUCAGCGAGAAGUAUGGAGGAGGCUACCCAGCAAAUGUUGAGGGUCUUCAUCACCUUCACUGCCUGAACCUUCUUCGCCAGUCUCUCUACUACAACCACGACUAUUACAAAAAGCAGGGCCAUGGUGCCUUCAAGAACGACGACUUCAUUGUCCGUCGCCACGUCUCCCACUGUCUCGACAUCCUCCGACAGCAGCUCAUGUGCACCGUCGACGUCGGAGUCCUCGGUCAAGUCUGGGUUCACCCCGACAGCCCUGAGCCAUUCGUCGACUUUAACACGAAGCAUCGCUGCCGUAACUUUGAUGCUAUUCGCGAUUGGGCUGAGCAUAACCAGCUGCCGGAGUCCGUUCCGUCGGAUUUCCUGGAGCCGCCGAAGCAGGGCGAUCGGGUAUAUGAGGAGGUCCCGUAA